Osmia bicornis bicornis is the source of this 2721-nucleotide messenger RNA. Its product is annotated as protein claret segregational-like. The record is from RefSeq and is a predicted model, not a curated record. The transcript is spliced from 3 exons. Gene Ontology annotation, molecular function: ATP binding; microtubule binding; microtubule motor activity. Lineage: Eukaryota; Metazoa; Arthropoda; Insecta; Hymenoptera; Megachilidae. Gene Ontology annotation, biological process: microtubule-based movement. Bases 224 to 2212 code for a protein of 662 amino acids.
GUUAUUUAACCGCCGUUCAGCCGUUAAGGAGUAAUAGACAGUGUUUUCCUUGUUUUGUACGUAAAUCGUGAUUAUUCUGAUAUUGUAACAGAAAUAUAGUAUGAAACAUGCAUUUGCGUGUUAAGUAAACUUAUGUGUAUGAAAAUAUUAGGUAAUUCAAGAAUAAGCGGAUAAUUUGUAGACGUGUGACUACAGAUUUGCUUGUAUCUUUUUAGGCAACAAGAUGGAAUCACGUUUACCAAAACCAAAGAUUGGAGUAACAUCAAUGCUUAGUACAACGAAUGUAAAAAUGGAAAAUCAAAAAAUAACAAAGGACCAAAGCCGAGAGCCUCAUACAAGUUCUGCUAGUAUUUCUGAGAAUUUGAAAAAAGCCAAAAGUACGCUGAAUAUGAACCUUAAAUGUACAAAUGAAAAUAAGCUGCCACCAAGGGGAAACCUUACCAGAUCAAAAACUUUGUCGUCUAUUACUACUAGGGCUACGAAAAGGCCAGCUACUGCUCCCACUACUCAAAUAGAAGCUAAAAAACCAUUUACUAAGCCUUCUGUUAAAUCUACAGUAAAUACACGAUCUGGCACUGUAUUAACAAAUAAAGUUACUAACAGAAUCAUUCAAGAUGCUUCAACUAAAAGGAUUCAAAAUAAUACUGUAGUUAAGCCUUCUAAAUGGGAUUUAAAGGGUAGAUUGGCUCAUACAAAUGAUGCUUUGUCCAAUAUGCGACAGAAAUACAAUGAAACUACAUUAAAGUACAAUGAACUUCAAGAACAAGUAAACAGUUUGAAAGCAAAUGAAAAUGUAUAUAAAUCAAAAGCAGAGAAGUAUGAAAAUUUAAAUAAAGCAUUAGAUAACGAGCUUAAACAAUUGAAGAUGGAAAUGGACAAAAUACAAGAAGAAAGAGAAAGUUUAUUUAAACGUUUAAUGGAAUCAGAAAAGUCCUUCAAAAACGUUUCAAAUAAGCUACGAGAAUGUCAAGAAACGUAUGAAUCUCAAAAAGUGUUACUAGUGAAACACGAAUCUGUAAUACAAGAUCUAGAAUCAAAUUUAGGAACUCAGGUAAAGGUCAAUGAAGAACUGACUACAGUUAAAAACGAGUUACAAUCGUUAGUUCAUACAAUGGACAAGGAUCGUAGAAUUCUACAUAACGCGAUACAAGAACUAAAAGGAAAUAUUAGAGUAUUUUGUAGAGUACGACCUAGAACUCCAAACGAACUUGAAAAACCAUUGUGUGCAAUGAACUUCAUAGAUGAAUGCACUAUUGAAGUAGGAAAAUCAGAUGGUUCUGAUGCAGUUAGCUGUAGCGGAAAAUUAAGAGGAAUUAGACAAGAAUUUUCGUUUGAUAAAGUUUUUCCACCAACGGCUAAGCAGGAGCAUGUAUUUGAAGAAUUAUCUAUGUUGGUUCAGUCUGCCUUAGAAGGAUACAAUGUUUGUGUCUUUGCAUAUGGCCAGACUGGUUCUGGUAAAACGUAUACCAUGGAGGGUUUACCUGGCUCUGAAACGGAAGGCAUGAUACCUAGAACGGUACGGCAUAUAUUUCAAGAAAUGAAACAAUUUGAAUUACUUGGGUGGGAGUAUGAAAUAGAAGCUAGCUUUCUUGAAAUUUAUAACGAGCAUAUUGUCGAUCUACUUGAUUAUCAACAAAAAAUACACGAAAUCCGAAUGGCCGACAGUAAAGGGCACGACUUGUAUGUUAGCAACCUUAAGAUAGAAAAAAUACAUAGUCCUGACGAACUGCACGAAUGUCUUCUAAUUGCACAACGUAACAGAGCGGUUGCGGCUACUCAGUCGAACGAAAGAUCAUCAAGAUCACAUUCAGUAGCAAGAAUAAGGCUUAUUGGAACACACCGAUUAAGAGGAGAGAUUUCUGUAGGAAACUUAAAUUUAGUUGACUUAGCAGGCUCCGAAAGAUUAAAAGGCGAGGAAACGGUACGACUGGCGGAAACGAAAAACAUUAACAAAUCGCUGGCGAACUUAGGUAAUGUUAUUCUUGCUCUUUUGAAGAAGCAGGAACAUAUUCCUUACAGAAACUCAAAACUUACUCAUUUAUUGAUGCCGUCUUUGGGUGGCAAUUCAAAGACUUUGAUGUUAUUAAAUAUAUCGCCUUUAGAAGAGUGUUAUAAUGAAACACUGAAUUCAUUAAGAUUUGCUAGUAACGUGAACAGUUGUAAAACAGGUAAUGUGAAACGAGCGCGAACUGUUUUACAAAACACUGUAUAAAACUUCAAAUAGUCAUUCUCGUCACAACCGUAUUUUCGUAGCCUUCUUUGAGACUAUUUUACAUGUUUAAUUUGCAACGACUGAUUACAAUUUUAUGAAAGAUACUAUUAUAAAAUUUUAUACUUCCUUAAAAUGGUACAAAGUAGGUGUAAAUAAUAAUAUAUAAAAUAUUUUCUUAAUGUCGAAAUUGAAUACAUAUUGUUGUUCCUUCAAGUUAAAUAAGAGUUAAGAAUGUCCCUUUUAAUUAUCAAACAUUUGUUUUAAAUUUAAUACAAUUAGACUGAUGACUGAAUCGAUGUUCCGAUUCCCGCAAGGGUGAUUCUUAUAGUGUUCCCUAGAGGGGAUCAGAACAUUAAAAAAAAGUUAUUUGUUAGACAGUGUAAUCUAGAAGCUUUUAUCUAUUUUAUGCGUACAGUUUUUCAUGAAAAUUAUUUUCAUGGACAAUUCUACCUUUGUAAGCAUUCAUUGUAACAUUUAUUGAAAUAAACAAUAAUUAAUCUAACAACAUU